AUGGCCAGUGUGAUAUCAAACGGGUUUCGAGAGGAUUGUUCAGAGUUUUUGGGUGAUUUCGCGAAGUUGGGGAUACCAGAUUAUAAGACUUUCUGUAAAGAAUGGAAACGAUCCAAUAUGCAGUACAUAUUUUAUGGGCGCAACAGCGACGUGGAAAUGGCGGAAUUUAUAUCGGAGGUUUUUUACACAGUGAAAAAGUUUUUUUUCAACUGCAAAGACCCAUUGGAACGUAUCGGGGCUUUUUAUCUCCUUUAUACGCUCUAUUUUAAGCAGCCAUUAUUCAUGUUUUGUAAGAUACGUCUGACAUUAUUGGAAUGGAAAAUUAUGAAGAAUUUUGCAAAAAUUCCUUACAAUGAUCAACAAUUGCAUCAAGUUACGGUUAUAUUUUGGAAGCUGUUUAAAUCGGAUGCAUUCCGGUUUGUGCAGGAUGAAUUGGAACAAGGAUUUGAUAGAUUUUUUCAUAAAUACGCGAGUAAUAGUUUCGAUACCGUCGGUUCGUUUAGAACAAAUAAGGAUUUGGAAAAAGAGCUUCAAAGUUUAACAUCUUCUAGUGGACUAAUGAAUGCGACGGAAAUUCUUGAAAUGGGUUAUAACGAAAUGAAGGAGGCACUUGAUGAUGGAGAAUGGUCAUCUAACGAUUCGAUUGGUGGUGAUAAAUUACCUCAAUCAAAUUUAAUGGGAAACCUACGUAAUGACAUCAAUUCUCUGCUUGAAAUGUUGGGCAGCAUCGAACAUCCGACAAUUUCUCAAGCAAACCCCCAGGGAACCAUUGUAGGUGAGGCUGAUUCCAUGGGGGCCAAGCGUUAUUCGUUACGUAGAAAAGCAUACACCCAAGCUGUAAAAAAAAAGGUAUAUCGUAUCACCGGGCGUGACAGCCCACAAUCUGAUGAAGUUGAUGAUGAUGUACCAGCAGAAAAAUCAGUUGUUGGUGCACCUGGAGCUAAAGAAUCUAAACGUAGAGGUUUUAGAAACAUUCGUCGAAAAACAUCUAACCUCAGUGACAACGAUGCGGAAGAUGAUUAGAUAAGAAAACAUUAAAUUCUUAUGUUGUAUGGAACUAUUUUCAAAUACAUAAGCAUUCUGCUCUAAAGUUAUGUGAAAAGAAAUAAUUUAUUCAAGGA
Anopheles nili is the source of this 1121-nucleotide messenger RNA. It is a transcript of the gene Pbp45, whose product is annotated as snRNA-activating protein complex subunit 1. Lineage: Eukaryota; Metazoa; Arthropoda; Insecta; Diptera; Culicidae. Gene Ontology annotation, molecular function: sequence-specific DNA binding. Gene Ontology annotation, cellular component: snRNA-activating protein complex. Gene Ontology annotation, biological process: snRNA transcription by RNA polymerase III; snRNA transcription by RNA polymerase II. The record is from RefSeq and is a predicted model, not a curated record. Bases 1 to 1023 code for a protein of 340 amino acids. The transcript has 4 exons.